AUGGCUCGCAACCAAAAUCGCCGAGUCAUGCCUGGCGCUUUCUCGCAGUAUCGCGACGACGAGGCAAGCGAUUCUGACAGCUCAGCGAAGAGUUCAGUUACCGAUUUGGGAAGCAUCUUCAUGGUGUCCCACCUGUGCUUCCACUUCCUAGCGCCACGGCUACAGUGGAACCAAGUUUGGGAGGAGGUUCCCCUGGCCCUGGAAAACCUGGUCACAUGGCUCGAGCAGGGCUAUCUGCGUUUCCCAGCCUUCCUGACUUUCAAGGUAUUCUUGGUAGGAUUCCUGUUCCGAAGCCACCAAAACAACAAACAGCUCCCACCCCUCCUUCGUUCCGCCGCUCCUGAGAAAGUCCCCCCUUUCUGGUUCAAGUCUCCCCCAGGUUUUCAGCGUCAUGAAUUUCUUUUUGAUGGAAAGAAUCCAUCUAUCUUCAGCGAUCAGACACAAAGAUACCUUGAUAGUGUAAAAUGGCAAGGCUUUGAGGGCCAGAAGCCAUCGCUGUUCAGCGAUAUGAACAAACCUGUUUCUAGCGCCGAAAAUGAAUUUAAGCCCACAGGCUCUGAUAGUCAGGCUGAAACUCUUCCUGGUGGACAGUCUACACCCCUUCGCGACGGCCAGGGCCAUGCUUCCGCGAAACUCAAAGUCCAGACCAGUGAGAAGCCCGAGCCUCCCAUGGGAGUAUAUUCGCCAAAUAUGGCGAUUCAAGAGAAUCGCGCAGCCUCGGCGAAGCAUCAGUCGGACCACUUACAGGAAGAAGAAGAUGCCGUGAAUGAUGAAGACACACCCGCGAAGCGCCUCUUUCGUCAAGGCAAAUCAAGCAAUCCGACUAUGCCGAGAAUGCCUGAAAGAUACGUUCCCGAAGCUUCGAGAGCUAUCUCGCCCAUUAGGCCCAUCUUCAGUUCUUCAGAAGACUUUAUUUCAUUCGCGAAGAAAACCAUCUCUUUGAGUACGUCCGACAUGGAGGCAGUCAUGCCGACCUUGAAAACUCUGUACUACCUGAUCAUCGAUUUCACAAAGGGAGUCGCCACCAAUAUUCGGACUGGUGAAUCACUCAAGUCUGUUAUGGCGGACAACCUGCCUCGUAUUCAGACUCUUUCGCAAUUGUCUACUGCAACCAAGGAUGGCGUGCUAAAACACAAGAGGGAGCUCGACACGCUCGAGGAUCAGGUAGUAGCGGCUGAGUAUUCGAAGAGAAAAGCGGAAGAGACCAAUACUCAUGUGAACGAGUUGCGCCUUGAGAUUCUUGCUCUGGAGGACAAGCUUCAAAAGACGGAGUCAAGAGCAGACAUUGCAGAGAGUGGAGAGGAAGAUUUUCGACGCGAAGUGGACCGUCUGGAAAACGAGCAUCGCAUCAGCCUAGAUAAGAUGCGACAUGACCAUCGUGCGGAGCUGAACAACGUCCGCUCCAAAUCUGGGCGCGAUAAAAAAGCUGCUUUGGACGAGCUGAAGGCCAAGUAUGCGAAACAGAUCGAAGACGCAGAAGGAAAACUUCGACUGCACAAACAGGCCAUGGCCCGGAAUGACGAGCUUGAGACGACGAUCCGAGAUCUAGAUCGCGACAAAUACAACCUGGGUCUUGCAAAGGCUGUUGUUGAGAAAGAGCUGGAUGAGCUCAAGGGCCAGGUGGCUACUCUGAAGAUGUACGAGGAUGGGUACAAGCAGAUUGAAAAGGAGCGUGACGACUUCGAAAGCAGCUACAAUGAUAUGAAAGCUGAACGCAAUGAUCUCCUACAAGCACCUCGCGCUCUACCAGACACAACCUCGUCGUCCGACUCGGUGGCCAGUGGAUCGAAGGUCUUGCACUCAAAUGCAGGGAUUCUGAACUCGUAUGACGAAGAUCUAGGAGUCAUGGAGGCAUACUGGGACCGUCAAAAACAAUUUGCUGAGCUGGCAGUGCGCGAGACCGCAGCAGAGCUUGGGCAAAUGGAAGCGCAGAUCGCCGAAAUCACCCUCCAAAUCAACGAUUUGCAAGGAAUUGAUCAGUCAGAGAGCGAGGAGGAUGCCGAAUUUUCCGAGCCUGAAGACGACUCUGACGACGCAGCGAAGCCAGCUGCGAAGCACCCUUCAUCAGGACUUCUCGACACGUUGGCUCAACCUCUGACAGCAGAAGACGGCUACCCUGCGCUGCCAGCUACCCGCCAGGCUUUUGAGCCCACUCAACGUCAGCUACAGACAUAUGCUACCAAAGCUGCUGCGCCUCGAGCCAGUCAGCCGGGAGUACCAGGAGUAGGUCGUGCUUACGCUCAACCGUCCAACCAGGGUGCUGGAGUAACUACAGUAAAGGAAAUAUGCGCACCUGAGUCUCGCGGCUGGACAGAGGUGAGACCCCGGAGAACGAAGUAG
Messenger RNA from Parastagonospora nodorum SN15, 2340 nucleotides. RefSeq lists its product as hypothetical. NCBI's taxonomy places the organism in Eukaryota, Fungi, Ascomycota, Dothideomycetes, Pleosporales, Phaeosphaeriaceae. The record is from RefSeq and is a predicted model, not a curated record. Bases 1 to 2340 code for a protein of 779 amino acids. The transcript is spliced from 4 exons.